AAAGAUUUCAUAUUUUGGUCUCGUUGAUGCUAUCAAGCCAAACCAAAGAUCAUGUGACCUUUGCUGCCAUGUCACGGCUCAUUGAACAUGGGCUGACCAUCGAUUACAUCAUUGGAACAUCAGACGAAAAACUUGGGAGCUUAAUUUAUCCCGUUGGGUUUUGGAAGAAAAAGGUUGGGUACUUGAAACGGGCGUGCAUUAUGAUGAAAGAAGAAUUUGGUGGGGACAUCCCAAAGUGUGUGGAAUCAUUAGUGAAGCUACCUGGAGUGGGACCAAAGAUGGCGUACCUCACAAUGACUUGCGCAUGGGGUAUUGUUGUCGGGAUAGGCGUGGACGUUCAUGUUCAUCGAGUUUGCAACAGACUGGGUUGGGUUCAAGGAACAAAACAACCAGAACAAACCAGGUUGCAGCUCCAACAAUGGUUGCCGAGGGAGAACUGGAGGGAAAUAAAUUCUCUGCUUGUUGGGUUCGGACAACAAGUGUGUCUCCCUGUCGCCCCCAAGUGUCAAGAAUGCUUAAACAAAAACAUUUGUCCGUCAGCGCGAUGAUAUUGGGUAUUAUGACCUCACAAGUUGAUGAUUCUACAGUUUAUUAUUACAGUGAGAACAAUGACAGUGAAUUACAACUACCUUGAUUAGGAAUGUACAGUGAGCACCUCAUGGUACCAGCGAUUAAAAUGCAAUAUAUACAAA
Molecule: messenger RNA, 692 nt
Organism: Ciona intestinalis (vase tunicate)
Lineage: Eukaryota; Metazoa; Chordata; Ascidiacea; Phlebobranchia; Cionidae
Source: RefSeq, a predicted model, not a curated record